Messenger RNA from Anopheles stephensi (Asian malaria mosquito), 6663 nucleotides. RefSeq lists its product as uncharacterized. Bases 558 to 6572 code for a protein of 2004 amino acids. The transcript is spliced from 19 exons. The record is from RefSeq and is a predicted model, not a curated record. Gene Ontology annotation, biological process: proteolysis. Gene Ontology annotation, molecular function: UDP-glycosyltransferase activity; serine-type endopeptidase activity. Lineage: Eukaryota; Metazoa; Arthropoda; Insecta; Diptera; Culicidae.
CGGGCUCACCAGUAACGGUGCGGCUACCAAGCCGAGCAGGAUCGAAACAGUGACUCGCGAAGUGCGCGCGCGAACCCACCACCCGCAGAACCGUGGUGACACGUGGACCAUCGAGUCUGGUUUGAGUCUAUUUUUUCGCCUCCGUCCUCCAAUACGGAACGGUCGAAUCGGAACGCGGACACGGUCUAUUAAGCUUCUGGUGAAACAUUCAAAUUAGUGGUUUCGUGCUGGCCCCUUUUAAACCGGGAGCCUUCGCCCGUAAUUAUCGUAAGCCGCGCUUCUUCGAGAUCAAGGCUUUAUCAAGGGUGGUGCAAUGAAGCUCGAAUGCAUCGGAUCCGCCAUUGCGUAACGGAUGAAACAGUGUGUCCCCCCCGACAAAAAAAAAGUGCACACACACACACACAAAUCCCAUAUUUUUCCUUCCUCCGUGCUCAUCUCAGCCCAAGCAGCACGUGAAGGCGGCUCAAUCACUGUCCGUCGCGUCCACCAAAACGUGCACCAGGUGCAGCAACGUUGGCUGGUGACCACAGACGUGCAACAAGUCCGUCAAAUCGAAAAUGCAUUUCCGAACAGUGUCGUACAUCAUCGGUUGCGUAUUUGCAUUUACCGCCCUCUGUCCGCGUGCCGAAUGUGGCAAAAUACUGUUCCUUGUGCCGUUUCCAGCGCCAUCCCACUGGCUGUGGAUAGAACAUUUCGUAAAGGAGCUGCUCUCCCGAGGGCACGAAGUGACGGCCAUCACUAACUUCGCUUUCAAGGAACCCCAUCGGAACUACACCGAAGUACUGAUCGAUCCACCCUAUGACAUACCGUACUACUUUCCCGUGUCGGACAUCUACGAGUCAAAGUACAACAGUGAUCUGAACAAUCUCUUCCUCUACUGGCGGGUGGGCCUAUCGACGACACAGUACGCGCUGGAGAACGAGAACGUGCAGCAGUUCAUCGAGCACGAUGAUACCGACUUCGAUGUGAUCAUAUCGGAGCAGUUCUAUCAGGAGGCGUUCCUGAUGUUUGCCCACAAGUAUCGGGCACCGAUCGUGACGCUGUGCACACUGGGUCACGCGAAUCAUAUCGAUCAGGCGAUGGGACUCGUCACACCGUGGUCAUUUGUACCGCACCCGGUACUACUGCUGUCCGACGAUAUGACCUUCUACCAGCGCUGCUACAACUUUUUGAUCUCACUAGCCGAUCUGGUGAUACGACAGUUGUAUUACAUCCCCCAGCAGAACAAGCUGGCCCAGGCACACUUUGCCCGGAUCGAGGGUCCCGAGCUGAUGCCUUCGAUCCGCGAUCUGGAGAAAUCCAUCUCCGUCAUACUGGUCAACAGUCAUCUGUCGACGUCCCCACCGCGGCCCACCAUUCCGGGCCUGGUAAAUGUGGCCGGUGCCCACAUCAAGCCCGCCAAAGAGCUCCCCGAGGACAUCAGGAAGUUCCUGGACGGUGCGAAGGAGGGCGUAAUCUUUUUCAGCCUCGGCUCCUACAUGAAGAGUGCCGACAUGCCGAAGGACAAAAUGAAAGCCUUCCUGGAGGUGUUCCGCAAUCUCAAGCAGCGGGUGCUGUGGAAGUACGAGAACGAAGACAUUGCCCGGUUGCCGAAAAACGUGAUGGUGCGCAAGUGGUUGCCGCAGAGCGAUAUACUCGCCCACCCGAAGGUGGUACUGUUCAUAACGCACGGUGGAAUGUUUGGCAGCCAGGAAGGCAUCUACCGCGGUGUCCCCAUGCUCUACAUACCGUUCUACGGUGAUCAGCACCGUAACGCGCUAAAGGCGGAACAGGCCGGCUAUGCGCUUACGCUCAACUUCCCGGAGGUGAACGUGAUAACGCUCGGUUCCCGUAUCAACGAGCUGCUCACCAAUCCAACGUUCAUGAAGCAGGCGAAGCGAGCGUCGGAACUGUUCCGCGACAAUGUUGUGCCACCGAUGCAGGAAGCAAUGCACUGGAUCGAGUACGUUAUGCGGCACAAGGGUGCCAAGCACCUGAAAACCAAAGCCAUCGAGCUGUCCUGGACGCAGUACCUGAUGCUGGAUGUGAUCGGGCUGUUUACCGUCGGAUUCCUACUGGUGGCGGCGAUAUUUUACAAAGUGAUCGGCCUGUUCCUAACACCACCGAAGCCGAAAUCCAAACCAAAGACGCGAGACGCGAUGCUCGGGCUGAGAAAACCAAAGUUUAACCCGUGGAGGAUGGUCGCAAUAAUGGCGCAGUCGUCAGUAGUACUGCUCUGGAAGAUAAUCGUGUUGGCGCUGAUUGUUGGGCGAGCCUGCGGAGUCCUGUUGUCAAUCAACUCCAAAUUAGCGGAAGACAUGGCCACGGCGUUUCUGCCCAACGAGCGUGAAUCUAUUGAUGGUCCGGAACCGUUGCCUGCCUUCGGGAGGCCAGCAUACUUGCGCGAGUUCGCACACAUGGCCGCCGUCGGCUGGACGCGGGACGGUGGCAAAGUCGACUGGAGCUGUGGUGGAUCGCUGAUCUGGGAAAAUUAUGUGCUAACGGCGGCCCACUGCGCAGCAGACGAUAAUACGGUCGAACCCGAUGUGGUUCGCCUUGGUGAUAUUAAUCUGUACGACGAUUCCGAUGACGAGUACGCGCAGCAGCUUAAGAUUGUCGAAAUUAUACGUCAUCCGGAGCAUCGAUUCAGCUCGCGGUAUCAUGAUCUGGCGCUGUUACGACUGGAGAGGAACGUGAAACUGCACGACACAGUGGCUCCGGGAUGUCUGUGGAACGACGAGGAGAUACCGUUCCCAUCGAUGGAAGCAACCGGCUGGGGCUCAACAGGGUUCGGUCAAGCGAACACUCCCAUACUGCUGAAGGUAUCGCUGAGCGUCGUGCAGAAGGCGGCGUGCGACCAGCACUAUCGGAUAGGUGAUCGUGGGCUGAAGCAGGGCCUGCAGGACUAUCAUCUGUGUGCGGGUGACAUUAAGAUGGACACCUGUCCGGGAGAUUCCGGUGGACCACUGCAGAUAAAGUUGCUUUCCAACGCAAAGAUGACACCGUUCAUCGUGGCGGUUACCUCCUUCGGUAGCAUCUGCGGACAAUCGUUACCGGGCGUGUACAUGAAGGUGUCACCGUACAUACCCUGGAUACGGUCGGAGCUGGCGAAACGAGGCGAGCAGAUACAGGAAUGGAGCUUCAAGCCUUAUGCCUGUGCCUUAAGAUAUGUACAUCUGCGCGAGUACGAGGAUGACGUCGUGCAGUCGAAAUCGGAAAGUUUUGAGUCGCUAGAUUCCAGUAAGGCCCACAUGAACAUCAUCUCCUCGGUACAGACGGUCAAAAUCCAUUGGCCAGCGGGUACGAAGGGUCCGGACGACUGUUACGGUGUUAUCAUCGACGAGGAUACCGUUGUAACGCUUGCCCAGUGUGCCGUUUUUCAAAGGAUGACUGCGUCACAUAUAAUCGAUUCGAACAAUACGCGCAACAGCGUGGUAAAAGCGCACCGCCAUCCCCAGUACAGGCCGAACUCGUACUACAACAAUUUGGCCAUUCUAAAGGUGAAGGAUAGGUUCCGGUUUUCAUCCCGGUUCGUUCCUGCCUGCAUAUGGAGCAACAGAACACUUCCCGAUCCUCGAUUCUACGUUACCGGGCAGGGUCGGCUGGAUUUGAACCAGUUUAGCUACGCAACUGAAAUGCUCAAGGAGUACAAACCACAGAUCGUGCAGCUAUCGCCGCGGGCCGACAUUCACCUGCAGUCGAACUGUAGCGUCCCGGAGGAAUAUCUCUCGCGGCUCGGGAACGGUCUCGCACCGGAACAUCUGUGCUUCGGUAGCAAACCGUUCCUGGUGCCGGAAUCCUGCCAGCUGCUGCUCGGUGCACCGCUCAGGCGCAACAUUUGGCGCUAUGGACUGCACUUUGAGCACAUCUACGCGCUCAAUCUGUUCGGCAAGGAUUGUGGCUUUGGCCGUUCGGCUGUAGCGACCCGACUGGGAUUGCAUCUCGAGUGGAUGAAGUCGGUGCUGCUGCCCAACUAUAAAGCGUCCGACGAUGCGGUACAUUUCAUAAACUCAGAUCUGCACGAACGUGACCGGUGUACGGCUCCGGACGGGAGCGACGGACUCUGCACGAAUAUCCAGCGCUGUCCGAAGGUGGCGUACGAUGCUCAGGUAAACCGGAACGUGCGGCUUUGUAAGGAUGGCUCGCUGGUGUGUUGUCCGUAUGAGUACAUCAGCAACGGUACGCGUGUCAGUGCAGCCGCUGCGGAGCUGGAUGACUGCGAGACCCGCUACCGGAUGUUCCACGAGCAGUUUGAAUACUGGCAAAUGAAUAGAAUCGAUCGUUACUAUCACUCGGUUUUCAUCGGAUGGGAGCAGAAUGGACAAACCGAGUGGGAAUGCUCCGGAACCCUCAUUACGCGCAGCUUGGUGGUUGCGUCCGCGUACUGUCUGACGGGUUCAGGAGCUCCGCCGACGGUUGUCAACGUUGGUGCGGGUAAUAUGAACGCCACCUGGUACAAUCCGAAGGUCGUCCGCAUCCGGGAAGUGAUCGUCCAUCCCAACUACGACUCUACAACGCUACUGCACGACAUUGGACUGUUGCGAUUGGACGGGGCCAUUGUUCCGACGGCUCGCAAGUAUCCGAUCUGCCUGUGGCAAAACGAAACCCACACACCGUUCUUCCUCUACAGUAUGGCUAUAGCCAACGAUGAAGCCCAGUUCAUAUCGAGCUAUCCGAAGUACAACCGCGACUGUCAGGAGUAUCUGGGCGAGCAGGGACCGCGCCAAUUGCGUUCGACCGAGCUGUGCACGGACGUUAUGGAGUACGAUCCACGCGCGCUGAGCGGAGAUCCACUGAUCUGGUACAAGCGUAACACGGCCGAUAACUCCUCGACGCAGUAUUUGGUCGGGAUAUUGACUCUCACCAGCUUGAAGUUCAAUUUUAGUGAUAAGAUAGGAGGCGGUCAUCCCGGCUCGAGCUUGCCACUCCAAAAUCUGGCUACAUUGGCUAGUCUCACCGGUGAUCUCAUUCCCGUCGCACCUAUUCAUCGUCCCAAAAUGUGGCUAAAGACCACUUGUACUACCGGCUGGGUGUUGCUGCUUCUGGCCGUGGCCACCGGUUCGCUACCGAGCGCGGAUGCGGCUGGAUACAGGAUACUGUUUCUCGUCCCCUUUCCCGGACCGAGCCACUGGUUAAUGUUGAAGCACUUCAUUCGCGAGCUUACCGACCGGCAGCAUCAGGUAACGUGCAUCACAGCCUUCCCGUUCGGUGAGCCGCUCCAGAACUACGAGGAAAUCCUGAUCGAUCCACCGUACCCGAUGCGGAAAACGUUUCCGGUGGAGGGACUGUUCGCUUCGAGCCAAACGUCCGAUUUCGACAAGCUGGCCAUGUACUGGGAGAUGGGCAUCAACACUAGCCGGCACGGGCUAGCGACGGACAGUGUGCGCCAGUUCAUCCGCCGUACCGAUCUCGAGUUCGACCUGAUCGUGUCGGAACAGUUCUUCCAGGAAAGUUGGCUGAUGUUCGCCCACAAGUAUCAGGCCCCGAUCGUGACCAUCAGCACGUACGGAUAUUCGGACUUUUUCGAUCAGAUUAUGGGCCUCCGGACGCCGUGGUCCUUUGUGCCGCACAUGAUACUGUCGUACGAGGACGACAUGAGCUACCGGCAGCGAACGUACAACAUCUUCAUUUCGCUGUGUGACACGGUUUAUCGCAGGUUCGUCUACCUUCCGAAGCAGGAUGAGCUGGCACGGGAAGCGUUUGGUGGGGUAAUGCCGGUGAACGAUCUGCCAAGCGUACGCGACCUGGAACAAUCGAUUUCCGUCAUUCUGGUCAACAGCCAUCCGGUGCUGAGCAUUCCGCGCCCAACCAUGCGCGGGCUGGUCGAUAUCGGUGGGGCACACAUCCGCGACCCGAAACCACUGCCCGAUGAGCUGCGUAAGUUUAUGGACGAGGCACGGCACGGUGUCAUCUACUUCUCGCUCGGUGCGUACAUGCAGAGUGCGGUCAUGCCGGUGGAGAAGCGUACCGCCAUACUGCGUGUGUUCGGGUCGUUGGAGCAGCGUGUCGUUUGGAAGUUUGAGGAUGACCGGCUUCCCAGCAAGGACAUUCCGCCCAACGUGAUGAUCAGCAAGUGGGCACCGCAGAAUGAUAUACUGGCGCACCCGAACACGGUCCUGUUCAUAUCGCACGGUGGCCAGUUCGGUACGUUCGAGGCGAUGCAUCAUGGCGUGCCGGUGCUGUUCAUCCCAUUCUUUGGCGAUCAGCAUCGCAAUGCGGACCGUGCGAUACGGCAAGGGUUCGCGCAGAAGAUGAGCUUCGCCGACAUUACCGAAGCAAGUUUCGGUGCGACCGUACGCCAUCUGGUGGACGAUAGCAGGUACUACGCGCGCGCGAAGGAAAUAUCGAACCUGUUCACCGAUCGGCUGGUGAAACCGAUGGAUGAAGCGAUCUUCUGGAUCGAGUACACGGCACGACACAAGGGUGCACCGCACCUGAAGUCGAAAUCAAUUCACCUGAACUGGUUGCGGUACCAUUCGUUCGAUAUGGUACUUUAUCCAGCGAUUUUAUGGUUCCUGUGGUCGUGGUUUCGGUCGGGCAGCAAAAAACAAAGACAACGUAACAAGUCGUCCGACAGCCGCAAAAGGCGAUAGAAUGAGACGCACUUUUACGACCACUUGGUUUUUGGUGUAUUUUACGGGUUUUCCUUUCUUUUUGGCUCUACGAAUAAAUUUUUAAACAUAA